AUGUCUGUUUCAAUUGCCCAGUUGAGUGCUGAGCACCACCACAAUGGCUUUGGCCUCUUUACAGCUACUCCUCGUCUAUCAUGGCGCUUCAAUUCUACCACCGUCAAGGGAUGGAAGCAAGCCUCCUAUGACUUGGCCAUAACUCGCAACGGCAAAGAGGAAACCUAUCAUGUCGACUCUUCCAGCUCAGUGUACAAUCCCUGGCCUUCAUCACCCCUGCUAUCUCGAGAACGGGCGGAGGUCAAGGUCCGAGCUGUUGGGAUCGACGGGUCAUCAACAGAUUGGGAAAGCUUGACCAUUGAGGUUGCUCUCCUGAAUCGCUCCGACUGGACUGCAAAGCUCAUCGGCGGUCCUUCACAAGGACCAGAGCCGAAACGACCUAUCCUGCUGCGCAAGACGUUUACCAAUCCCGGAUCUACCCGUGCUCGUCUUUACGCAACUGCUCAUGGCGUAUACGAGGUUCACAUCAAUGGUCAGCGCGUCAGUGAUGAACUACUUGCCCCUGGAUGGCAAUCAUACAAUCACCGUCUUUACUACCAAACCUACGAUGUCACAUCUCUCUUGCAAGACGGCGAAAACGUCAUCGGUGCCCAUGUUGCUGAGGGAUGGUUCGCCAGCAGGAUUGGACGACCUGGGGUGGCGAACCAUUGGGGAGAACAACUAGGUUUUCUCGCACAACUUGAAGUCGAUGGCAGCGUGUGCUGUCAAACUGACUCGAGCUGGGAAUACCUCGAUGGUCCUCUCCUCCUUUCUGAGCUGUACAACGGAGAAGUCUUUGACAGUAACCUCACCGACCAUGCUUGGUCUACGUUGGCAUCAAAGGCACAGGCCAGGGGCUCGGUUGAGGAGCUGGCCUUCCCAAAGGCGGAGUUGAUUGCGCCUGAUGUCGCUCCCGUCACUCGCAUCAUGGAACUAAAGCCCAAGGAGAUCAUAACGACUCCAAAAGGCAAAAAGAUUCUAGACUUCGGUCAGAACUUUGUUGGUUGGCUGCGAAUAGAGAAGGACAUCCCUGGCAAGCCCGGUGAUACCCUCUUGAUCAGGCAUGCAGAGGUCAUGGAGCAUGGGGAGUUGGGCACCAGACCUUUAAGAUCAGCCAAAGCCCUUUACGAGGUGAAGCUUGGAGGACCAACCAAGGGCUGUGAAGCCAAGUUCACCUUUUUCGGUUUCCGGUAUGCUGAGAUCAACGGCUACGACGAUGUCUCCCUCGGAAAUUUCACAGGCAUCGUUAUAGCCUCGAACCUCCGUCGCACAGGCACUUUCGAGUCCUCCCACGCCAUGCUCAAUCGCUUGCACGAAAACGCCAUUUGGUCCAUGAGAGGCAACUUCAUCUCGAUCCCAACCGACUGUCCCCAACGAGACGAGAAACUGGGUUGGACUGGAGACAUCCAAGUCUUUUCCCCGACAGCCAACUUCCUCUUCGACACGUCCGCUUUCUUAGGGUCAUGGCUGCGCGAUCUUGACGUGGAUCAGAAGGAUGCAGAUGGUGUUGUUCCUGUCAUCAUCCCAAAUCUUCCAAGACAGCCAGACAACCGUAUGAAGCGACCAAUGGCGGUCUGGGGAGAUACCUCUGUGAUUACGCCCUGGGACUUGUACACAGCCUUUGGCGAUAUCAGCCAGCUCAAAGGACAAUGGAAAAGCAUGUGCAGCUGGCUUGAUGCCGGCGUUCCUCGCGAUGAGAGAGGCUUUUGGUCUACGGAUUGGCCUCAAUAUGGUGAUUGGUUGGAUCCUCGAGCACCAGUUGACAUGCCAGGGAACUGUCCAACCGACAACUUUUUGGUCGCAAAUGCCUACCUCAUCUACGCCACCAAGUUGGCUGCAGAGAUUGGGAAGCUGUUAGGGAAGAAUGAGAAGAGCGCAAAGUACGCAUCUGAUGCGGCCUCUCUUAGAAAGCUCUUCCAAGAGGAAUAUGUUACUCCGAAAGGAAGGAUGGCAUGCGAUACACAAACAACUUACGCCCUCGCCCUCAAGUUUGGUCUUUUAGAGGAAAAGCAUCUCGCAACUGCCAGAGAGAGGCUGGGUUAUCUAGUCCGCUGGGAGAGGUUCAAGAUCACAACUGGCUUUGCCGGAACACCCAUCAUCCUCCACGCCCUCUCAGAGAAUGGCAUGCUCAACCUUGCAUACCGAAUGCUUCAAGAGCGGGACUGUCCUAGCUGGCUAUACCCCGUCGGCAUGGGCGCAACGUCAAUCUGGGAAAGGUGGAACUCGAUGCUCGAAGACGGAAGCAUCAACCCUGGGCAAAUGACAUCUUUCAACCAUUAUGCCCUCGGCUCAGUGUGCGCAUUCAUGCACAAGACAGUGGGUGGUCUUUCUCCAACAUCUCCCGGUUGGGAGACGGCUCUCGUGAAGCCUCAGCCUGGAGGAACGCUUCGCUUCGCCAAAACGAGCUUCGGUUCACCGUAUGGCUUGUAUGAAGUAGACUGGAAGAUAGAAGGUGGAAAGAUGAGGACCAAAGUCAACGUCCCUCCAAAUACAGAGGCCCACGUCGUCUUGAAUGGAGUCGACGAGACGGUCGGAAGCGGGGAGUAUGAGUAUGUCACAGAGUGGAAUGACGAUCCCGAGUGGCCGCCGAAUUACAUCUCGGGGCCUCAGAGGAACACGGUCGGGGCCUCUUUUGUUCCUUGA
Molecule: messenger RNA, 2622 nt
Organism: Fusarium vanettenii 77-13-4
Lineage: Eukaryota; Fungi; Ascomycota; Sordariomycetes; Hypocreales; Nectriaceae
Exons: 2
Coding region: 1-2622 (873 amino acids)
Biological process (GO): carbohydrate metabolic process
Source: RefSeq, a predicted model, not a curated record